Messenger RNA from Gadus chalcogrammus (walleye pollock), 6796 nucleotides. Its product is annotated as serum amyloid P-component-like. Bases 878 to 1600 code for a protein of 240 amino acids. The record is from RefSeq and is a predicted model, not a curated record. Lineage: Eukaryota; Metazoa; Chordata; Actinopteri; Gadiformes; Gadidae. The transcript is spliced from 5 exons.
UAUUCAACAAUCUUUAUUUUCUUACUUUAAGGCACUCUACUUUUUGCUGUCUCUCAUUCAUUGUCUGUGCCUCUCUCUCUAUCUCUCUUGUGGUAUUUCUCUCUUUAUUUAUCCCUCAUGGUCUCUCUGUCCUGCUGGAGAACUAUAACUAUCCCUCAGCCUGUCUUAGAGCUUAGCUAAAAUCCGAGUGUUCAGGAGACCCCAUCACACUGGCUCAGCACAGCUCAUGUCUGCAGAAUUGAUAAUGUUGUGCUGUUAAGGCUACUUUCAAAAAAACUGGGAUUGUUUUUAAAAUGUUAAAAUUUUUGUUGAUAAAAAUGCUUCCUAAACGGUUGACACCAAAUUAUGGCAAAAAAAAUUAUACGGCAACACAAAACCAUUAUAAAUGAUAAGGAAAGGACAAAAGAGUUAAGAGUAUUGGAAAGAUCAAACAUAUUAUUUUCAUAAUGGAGUUCCUCAAUAAAUGAGGUUGAAAGGGAACUGAGUCAGCACUGAAUGAGCCAAGGCUGUUUCGACACCCAGGCCCUGAUCCAGGGCGGAAGACUGCUGCUAACUAGUUUGGUUGAUGUUUUGAUGUUGGCCUAACAUCAAUGGUUAUGGGCAUCAGUGAUCAACUUUUGUUUCUGUGUUUAUUUAUUUUUUACUAAAAAAGAAGGGAUGAAGCAAAAAUCGAUCAGUCAUUAAAUAUAAAUGACGUUGUUUUGAGAUUUAAAACUGUAAUUGUAAAAAAAAAUCCCAGUAGAAAGAAUUCCUGCAAAAGUGCUGACAAAUGUGAUUGAACAAAAAAAACUCAGCAGUUGCAGGAACUGAAAAUAAAAGCUUCAACGUUUCCUCUGCCGUCUUACACAACGUCUGAAACCCUGGCAGAGAACACAAGAUGAAGCGUCUACUCACAGUGGUUCUGCUGACCGUGUGUGCUGCAGCACCUGAAGAUCUCAUCGGCAAAAUGUUCACCUUUCCACAGGAGACUAAAACGGACCAUGUAAAGCUGAUCACACCAAGAGAAGAAUUCAAAGCCAUUACUCUCUGUCUCAGGUCCUUCACAAACCUCAGCAGAAACCACGGCCUGUUCUCUCUGGCAACUCCCGCCUUUUCCAAUGCCUUCCUGAUCUUUAAGGAGAGUGCCUCAGAUCAGAUAGAGAUGAACAUCAGGAAUAAAGGCAUAAGCUUCUUCGGAGAGGAAUACAAGCUGAACACCUGGCAGUCUGUCUGUACGUCCUGGGAUGGAGCUAAUGGCCUGGUACAGAUUUGGAUCGAUGGAAAGCCUAGUGCCAGAAGAUACUGUUCUCAUGGAACCAUAAAGGGACACGCUUUGAUCAUGUUAGGACAGGAGCAGGAUUCCUAUGGCGGCGGAUUUGACCCUCAGCAGUCCUUCGUCGGCAUGACAACGGACGUCCAUAUGUGGGACUUUGUCCUCUCUCCCUGUGAGAUCCAGCGCUUCGUGGGUGACCUUAACUUCUCCCCAGGCAAUGUGAUUAACUGGAGAGCCCUUGAGUACCAGAUUGUAGGGGAAAUUAUUGUGGAAAACAUACAGGGCGCGUGUUCAUGUCUAAUUAAAAAGAAGGUGUAUAAUAUGUUUGGUCAGUCCUGUCAGGCUUGAGGGAUAUUAACCAAACGUGUCGGCAAUCAAUGUAAAAUGAUUGUUCAUGACAUGGUAUUGAUAUAAAUAAGGGGUAAACUAUUCAGUCACCAAGCCCGCAGAGUUCGGGAGGGAAAUACGAAAUGUUAACAAACUUUCACUGAUUAGGAAAAACAAAGAAUGCAACUAUACCAUUGAUUGAUUUUGAGACUGUUAUGGUGGAAUUAGAAGAAUGCCUUUUUAGAAAACUGCAUUAACUUGCUUUUAGGCCAUGUUCUGAGGGUGAUUUUCCCAAAACAGUGUUUUUUUAUCUGGUAAAAAUAUAUUAGAUAUCUAGGCAAGGCACUUUAUUUGGACUAUACCCAGUGUCUGUUCUGCCACGGUGGUGUACUAGUUUAAAGAUGCAGACUUACGGGGCCAACUUUAUGCACAGAAGCAGGCCAUUUGUCCUGGCUGAGCACAGAUAUUUCCGAUGGGGUUACGUUAAACAUCAUAGUGGUUCGUGGAAGCCCAUCUCCAGGUGUAUCAGUGUCUGCCUUACGUCUGGUUCCAGUCUUUCCCUGUGGAAACUGUCAAGCGAGAGACAGCUCUUCAACUUGGUGUGAAUUUGGUAGUUUGGAAUUCGGUAUCAUAGUUCCAAUGUUAUUUAUUGUAAAUUGUUUGUCCAUAACAAUUAUUGUGCCCCCUAGUGGUAUGAAAUUGGCCUUCACCUGUUUUUCUAAAUUGUCAUUUAGUGUAGGAUCUGAACUCCCUUCCCUUAGCCUCUCAAUCAAAUGGUCUCAGCAACACAUCAUGUAUGUCCUUGCAUUCAAUCCCCUCUUCUAGUAUUUAUAUUUUACCCUAUAUACAUAUUGAAUUAAUUAAUUGUACGACUUGAACAUUCUGCUUCAUGCUAAAACUAAGUUAACAAAAAUAAUUCAGAUCAAUCCCUGCAAUUAAAGAAUUCAGCUUAAAAAAGAGUGUCAAAAUACAAACCCAGCCAUAAUCCAUGCUCUGUAAAAUCCACCUACUGUCACAAUACCUCUGGCAAUGACUUCCUUACACCGCAAGACUUAACUUUUUGUUGUUUAUUUCCUUAAUGCAGUGUUGAUCACCUGAAGUAGGGUCGCCUGUAAAUGGCAGUUAAUUUCAUCUAGAAGUUAUGCCACUUUACUUUUUGUACUUUUAUUUGAGGAGCACCACUCUUAUUUUGUUACUUCCUGUUAUUGAAGACGUUAGACUUCCUGCUCCCGUCUCGGCAAAAACCAAAUGCUCACGAUGCUACAGAGUUGGUAAAACAUGCAAACGAACUAUUUACAAACAUGUCGUAUCCUGUGUUAAAACUUGUAAAAGGUUAUUUAAUUGUGGUUUGCUUCGUGUUUUUUGGGUCAUUGUAUUUCUCGUGUAAGGACUGUUACCGCGAGGUGUGUGUGUGGAAGACGGACUGCUAGCAGGCUGAGCUUAAACUUAGCGCCCUUGGAGGCAGAGGGAGGUAGUAGCAGCCUAAUGGUGUAUUUAUUGUAAAAAGAGUGGUUCAUUUAUUCAAAACUGAGAGAAACUGUCAUUAUUUUAUUGAGCUGCAACUCACAGCGAGCUGCAACUCACAGCGGUUUAAAAACUGUAGUUCCAUGUAAAAUUCAUUGCUUAAGUUUACUAAAAAAUGUAAUGUUUAAGUAAAAAAUGUGAACAUUUCUAUGUAUUAUUUACUGAAAUCUGGUACUAUGGCAUUUUAAUUUCUGUCAAUUUUCAUAGUUCUCACAGUGUCAGAAGGUGUUAAAAUGCCAGUGGCGAAAGGAGGAGAGAAUUAAAGUCGAACACCAGUCGAAGCUCUCUGCAUCCUGUGUGGUAAUUCCAAGAGUGCAGUUACAGUGAAAACUUCAAGGCUGCAAAAGACCUGCCAUCCCUACAGAGAAGCUGAUGCCACCUCAUCUGAGAUCCAGCUACCAACCUGUUACCAGCCAGCUGACUCCGCUCACACCCACAUUCUGCUCAGGCAAGAUUAAAAAGGGCAGCACACUAAAUGUACAACUACGGAUGCUGAAAAAGAGACAUUAAGCGUCACAGAGCCAAAUGGGAUUAUUUACAUACAAGCUUAAAGCGUAACUAAAGCGCUUUACAUACUUACAUAUCACAUUUUGAGGUCAAAAUAACAAGUGAGUUAAUUUUCAAUUCUUAACAGUUCUGAAAUUGAUAUAUAUUUCAAGACAAGUGGUACAUGUGUUUAUGGAGUAAUAAUUAAUGAUAUGUCUGUUUAUGAAAGGGUUAAAAGGGUGAAGCUCUUUAGCUAUCGAUGUCUACAGUGCUCAUUUAUGACAUUUUUUGUUACUGUUUUAUGCAAAAAAAUCCAGGUGAAUGUCCAUAAUCUGUAAAUGCAAGUAUUACUCUGUGGUAAAAGAUAGCUACAGCUUAUAAGUAUGGAUUCAAGCAUAGGGCAAUCAAAGGCUACAGAAGAAACAGACAAUCCCACAGACACGCCACUCAGGUCUAGAUCACCUGAGAGAAAGCUAACAGAAAAAGGCCAAGAGAAGCAUAACCCUCUGCUCAGUAGAAGACCUCAAAAAAUGACAGCAAGAUAUUGAAACAAAGCGCAACGCCGUAUGACAGCAAUAUGAACCUAUCCUACGUAACAGUAACACCACAGCUGAGAUUGCCAACAAAAUGGACGCCUGUGUUACGUUAACAAAGGAAAUCUGUGGUCUUAUAAGUAACCGUCUAGACACUAUUAAUUAAUUUUGACAGCACGUCUGCAGUCUCCGAUGAGACAGAUGCACAAGAAUUUCAAACUUCAAAUGGCUCAGUUUAUGGCCAAAUAAUAUGGCCUAAGUCACACAUGGAAUAAGGUUUUCUUCCAGAGUCCUUAAAUACAUUUCGGCAAAGAAAACUUAACACACACAUGAUAUGCGGUAACUGUGGUUCUAUUUAAUGAUAUACGCAAUACAUUAUAAACAUCGUUUUUUAUCAGUAUUGUAUGCAUUAUCGUUAUCGACUUGUGUUCCUAAUAUGCAUGUGUCCCCCCGUUAGUAAACAUUGCCAUGGACUGCAUUAUGCGUUACGUGUUUAGUUUGCGUGCGUUUAAACAGAUGGAUGCACACACUCGCGCCCACAUUCAUUACUUAUUUUACACAUACACAUUACUGUGGCCUCAUCUCAGAAGCUUGGCAGAUAAUUGACCACCCCUCCAAGACUGUGAUGUAGGGCUCCUAAUCGGAUACGACUGACAAGCAGCACUAGCUCCUCGUGAAGUAAUCUUAGGUGAUGAAAACCAACCAUUUGCACAGAGAUCAGAACUAGGAUGGAGUAUAGUAGGCUCAUCAAACCCCAACUUAGACAGACAAGGAAGUCAGAGCUUUGUGCAUCGACUCACAGUAAAAUAACUGCCAUUUCCAUCGGCGACAGAUGUUCCAAAGGCCCUGGAAUCAGACUUUAUUGAGAGAACUUAUGAGGAUAAAUAUGUGUCCCAAGAAGAUGUUCAUUUCAUACAGUUCCUCAGUAACAAAAUCACACAGAAGGAGGACGGGCAUUAUGAAAUGCCUCUCCCCCAAAGGCAACAGUCCGCCCAACCUGCCAAACAACAAAAGGUUAGCCACGGUUCGCCUGCAGUGUCUCAAGAAAAAAAUAAAGGCCAGCAAACAAUAUUGUGAUCAAUACAAAACAUUCAUGGAAGAAACCAUUAACAAAGGUGAUGCAGAGCCUGCCCCUUGGACAUCAGAGGGACAGACAGAGUGGUACCUGCCGCAUCAUGGCAUCUAUCACCCCAGAAAACCAGAUAAGUUGAGUCGUUUUUGACUGUUCGGCCAAAUGACAUGGUGUUUCUCUAAACGACACUAUGCUAACUGGUUCUGAUCUAAUCAAUCCUCUGGUAGGAGUAAUUUGCAGAUUCAGGAAGAAAGCUGUAGCCACCAUCUGUGACAUUGAAAGAACGUUUUAUCAAUUCUGUUACUCCAGAAUCCAGAAAUUAUCUGAAAUUCCUCUAGUGAAAGGUGGUGAUCUGGAGAAGGAACCUCAGGAGUACAGGAUGGCGGUUAAUCUCUUCGGAGACGCUUCGUCUCCAGGAUGAGCCAAUUUUGGUUUAAAGCAUCUAGCAUGACAACACAAAACUGACUAUCCCAUGGCUUCAACAUUCGUGGAGAAAAACGAUUACAUUGAUGAUGGUUAGGUCAGCGUUUCAUCAGUCGGAAGAAGCCACUGAGUCGCAAGAGUUGUGCAAAAGAGGAGGCCUAAGCCUUCACAAAUUCAACUCAAAUGAAGAAGCAGUGCUCUCUUGUCUAGAUCCCUAUGGAAGAGCAGCAGACAUUGAGCCUCUAGGUUUUGAUCCAACCCCAUCAGAACGUGCUCGGCAUUCAAUGGUCGAUAAAGGAUGACACUUUCAGCUUUAACAUCAGCUUGAAAGAUCAGCCUUCAACUCGUCAUGGUUUUUUGUCUGUCAUCGCCUCUCUCUACGAUACACUCGGAUUCAUUGCUCCAUUCAGCCUAGGUGGAAAACGUAUCCUUCAAGAGCUUUGUCACAGAGGCAUCGGAUGGGAUGACCCACUCUCAGAAGAUGUAAAGCCACGGUGGGAAGAAUAGAUUAAUGGUCUUCUCAAGUUGAAAGAGGUCUCAAUUCUAAGGUGUUACCGCCCACAUGACUUUCAUAACAUUGUCAGUGUAGAGCUACACCAUUUUUCAGACGCCAGUUGUGUAGGAUAUGGUGCAUGUUUUUACCUCAGUUACAAAAAUGACAAGAAUGAAGUCCAUUGCAGUCUUGUGAUAGCAAAGGCAAGGGUCGCAUCCUCAAAGGUCACAAGUAUCUCAAGACUUGAACUCGCAGCAGCGGUGGUUUCUGCAAAAGUAAGCGUCAUGUUAAAGGGUGAGCUUGACAUGAAAAUUGAUCAAGAAUUUUUGUGGACUGAUUCGCAAGUUAUGCUUGGGUACAUCAACAAUGAUGCCCGUAGGUUCCACAUAUUUGUUGCAAACCGUGUUCAGCUGAUUAGAAAUAAUAGUAAUCCCAGUCAGUGGUAUUAUGUGGAUACCUCAGGAAACCCGGCAUAUCAGGCAUCCCGAAGUCUUAAUGCUUCAGACCAUAGACCGCGGAACGUGUUUGAACAAGGGGGGGCCACAAUCGCAAGAGGGGGUCACCAACAUUUUAGGUCCGACAUUAUCCAUAGCCAAGGCUAUGCACGGCAUACGAGGACACGCACGUAAUGCCAUCAGUCACGUCAGCCAGCACAGAACAGCGCAGAAUAAAAUGCACAAGAAAGG